Molecule: messenger RNA, 2543 nt
Organism: Salmo salar (Atlantic salmon)
Lineage: Eukaryota; Metazoa; Chordata; Actinopteri; Salmoniformes; Salmonidae
Source: RefSeq, a predicted model, not a curated record
GUAACUAGAGGCUGGGGGCCCAUAGUAACUAGAGGCUGGGGGCCCACAGUAACUAGAGGCUGCUCUCUCCAUGCCUCUUGGUCCUGGGCUUUGGGGUAGUUGAAAGGCCAGAGGACCGGAGGGACCUACUGGGUACAGAACUUAAAGCAUGUCUGAUAUGUAUUGGGGUGAACAAUCAUGGAUUGAUUUUAAAACCAAUAUAAUAAUCUUCAGAUAUGUUCUAAAAUUGACAGGCAGCCAGAGACCUGUUCUGGUCAUUUACCACUUUAACUAAGACUGUCUCUCUGUUGGCUCUAGGAUCAGUUACCACUAAGACUGUCUCUCUGUUGGCUCUAGGAUCAGUUACCACUAAGACUGUCUCUGUGUUGGCUCUAGGAUCAGUUACCACUUUAACUAAGACUGUCUCUGUGUUGGCUCAAGGAUCAUUUACCACUUUAACUAAGACUGUCUCUGUGUUGGCUCUAGGAUCAUUUACCACUUUAACUAAGACUGUCUCUGUGUUGGCUCUAGGAUCAUUUACCACUUUAACUAAGACUGUCUCUCUGUUGGCUCUAGGAUCAGUUACCACUAAGACUGUCUCUCUGUUGGCUCUAGGAUCAGUUACCACUUUAACUAAGACUGUCUCUGUGUUGGGCACGAAAACCAAUUUUAAAAAAAAUACACUUCACACUUAAAUUAUUUAGCUGUUUGAACACCAAUUUCUCCAGAAGUUUAAUGAAGAACGGAAGGCUGGAGAUGCUGAGAGCUGAAGAAUCCAGAUUCCUUUUCUUCAGAAAGGGUUUCACCAUAGCAAUUUUUUGAAACGCUAUUAUCGCGCACCCGGCUAACUAGCUAGCCAUUUCACAUCGGUUACACCAGCCUAAUCUUGGGAGUUGACAGGCUUGAAGUCAUAAAUAGCGCAAUGCAUUGCGAAGGGCUGCUGGCAAACGCACGAAAGUGCUGUGUGAAUGAACGCUUACGAGCCUGCUGCCUACCACCGCUCAGUCAGACUGCUCUAUCAAAUCAUAGACUUAAUUAUAACCAAAUAACACACAGAAAUACGAGCCGUAGGUAAUUAACCUUCACACACAGAGAAAGCAGAAACAUUAAAUUAACAAAUGUUUUCCAUUUGAACUGUUCAGGGAAGCUGAUCCACUCGAUGGUGGCCCACCUGGAUGCCGUUACCAGUCUAGCUGUCGACCCCAACGGUCUCUAUCUGAUGUCUGGCAGUCAUGACUGUUCUAUCCGUCUGUGGAACCUGGAGACUAAAACGUGUAUCCAGGAGUUUACAGCUCACAGGAAGAAGAAUGAUGAGUCUAUCCAUGAUGUGGCCUUCCACCCCUCUAAGGCCUACAUCGCCUCCGCCGGGGCAGACGCUCUUGCCAAGGUGUUCGUAUGACGAGGACCAAUCACAGUCCACUGACACACAGCUUCCCAGCUCCAGGGACCAAUAGAUGUGGGGCGUGUGGGGCGCUACGCAGACUUCACCUCACACAUAUCCUCAAUCACGCUUCUGGUUCCCUGUUUUGACUGGCGGGAUGGUGCAGCCAGUAGCCUCCAGAGGGAGAAGGUCAGGGCUGUGGAUGACUGGAUGGUCUGUUAGGAGAACUGCUAUUGGGCACAAGGCUUCCUCCUCCCUCUAUAAUCCAGGCAGGCUCCUGGGUGUGUGACCGGCCACAGAGCCCCUCCUCAACCUUGCAUCCAAUGAACACCCACACAGACUGACUCUGUUUCAGAUUAAUCUGAUGGUCUGUCUUCACAGCUAGCGAGGGGGUUGAAGACAGACUGACAGGUGUUUUAUAGUGUAGACUCACUGGAGAGGUGGAGCACCAUGCUCUAACCCACUAACCCUCCUCAUGUCACCAAGCCCAUUAACCAGAACCCCAGGCCUCUCAUUUCCCCAGAACCCCAGGCCUCUCGUUUCCCCAGAACCCCAGGCCUCUCGUUUACCCAGAACCCCAGGCCUCUCGUUUCCCCAGAACCCCAGGCCUCUCGUUUCCCCAGAACCCCAGGCCUCUCGUUUCCCCAGAACCCCAGGCCUCUCGUUUCCCCAGAACCCCAGGCCUCUCGUUUCCCCAGAACCCCAGGCCUCUCGUUUCCCCAGAACCCCAGGCCUCUCAUUUCCCCAGAACCCCAGGCCUCUCAUUUCCCCAGAACCCCAGGCCUCUCAUUUCCCCAGAACCCCAGGCCUCUCAUUUAGACCCCUGUCUGCUCCCUGGUCCCUCCUCUCCUCCAAGUCAGGUUCAGUUGUGUUGUGAUGGAGAUGUGGGGUACUUACUGAAGGCUGGCUGUGGCAUCUCACUAUUCCUCGCCGUUUCUAAGACUGACUCUGUCUACUCUGCCUGCUGCCAACCAGCCUUUCUCUCUCUGCUUUCCUUUUAAGAACACUUGACAAAUGUGCCUUUGCUUUAAAAAGGUCUUGAAACAGAAGUUAUUUUACAGAGCAUCUGUUUUUUUGGGGAGGUGGAGUUAACGAGGAAAGGUUUUCACAAUGGUGUCCGUUUUUACAAAAACAUUGGGUGUAAAAUUGCAAAUACUUAUAAUAAAUAUAUAUUAAGUCUUAA